Falco peregrinus (peregrine falcon) is the source of this 3229-nucleotide messenger RNA. It is a transcript of the gene EIF2AK2, whose product is annotated as eukaryotic translation initiation factor 2 alpha kinase 2. The transcript has 17 exons. NCBI's taxonomy places the organism in Eukaryota, Metazoa, Chordata, Aves, Falconiformes, Falconidae. Gene Ontology annotation, biological process: protein phosphorylation. The record is from RefSeq and is a predicted model, not a curated record. The coding region runs from base 169 to 1884 and encodes 571 amino acids. Gene Ontology annotation, molecular function: protein kinase activity; ATP binding.
GCGGGGAGGCCUUUGAAUUUAAACAGACAGAAGUGAUUAAAAAUAGCUGUUCCUAGGAUUCUCUCCACUUAAGAGAAGAUGGCAUCUGUUUCAGACAGCCCUGUGUUCCAGUCAGUGAGCAGUGGAUCCCAUGUGUACCUUUUGGAAAAGAUCUGAGACUGUGUCGAAAUGGAACGGCGGGAGCCCAUGGAGAGGCUCAACCAUUACUGUCAAAAGCGGAAACUUAUACUGUCUUGUGUCGAUGUCAGGAUGGACGGCCAGGAUCAUGAUCCUCUGUUCACGGUUUCGAUUAAAUUAAAUGAUGAUGUAUAUGGUACAGGCUCUGGUAAAACCAAGAAGGAAGCGAAAGCAGCAGCAGCAAAAAUAACCUGGGAAAUGGUUGAGAAAAAAAUGCUUGAGGAAAAAAUGCUUGAGAAACAGCUAGAGAGUCCUUCAAGUGUGCAAGCUGCAGAAUCAAUGACAAAUCAAGUGACCUUAUCAUCCGCACCAAACGUCGACUAUGUUAGCCUACUAAAUGUGUAUUCACAAAGAACAUUGCAAAUAGUUGAUUAUCCUAACAAAAGCCGUACUGGAAAUGCCCAUACUCCCAUAUUUUUCUGUAGCUGUACAGUUAGUGGUUUUGUGUAUGGAAGUGGCACUGGAACUUCUCUAGCUGCUGCAAAACAAGCUGCUGCAAAGCAAGCGAUUGAGGAGCUCGAUAAGCAAGGCAUUCAUAUAAGAGGAUUUGAAAAAACUAAUAACAAUUCUACAUUUACUGAACAUAGUAAUUCCCCUCAAGUGCCAACUCAGUCUGGCUUGAGUAACAGCAGUAUUUGCUUUGAAGACUCAUCUGCAAAGUUGGUAGGAAAAAUGAAAAACAUGGCAGUAUGUGAAAACCCUUCACGUUCUCAGAGACACGCACAAAGUUCUGCCCUGAAACCCAAAAGAAAAUUGGCAGCUAAUUUUGAUAAUGCAAGAAACAAGGAAGAGGAGGAAAAGAUGUCAGAUUCAGAUGAAAGUGUGCCAGACUUGGACACAAAUACCAGUGAGAAGAAUGGAAGUCCAUACACUGUCAAUAAAAGACUUCUUGAGACCUUUACAAAUAUAGAAUGUAUUGGUGAAGGCGGUUUUGGGAAUGUUUUCAAAGCAACAGCAAAGCUUGAUGAGAGAACCUAUGCAGUCAAACGAGUUCACUUCACAAAGAAUGUAAAGCGUGAAGUAAAAGAACUUGCAAGACUUGACCACGAGAACAUAGUACGGUAUUAUUGUAGCUGGAAAGGGUUUGACCAUGUAACUUAUCCAGACUCAAGGCAGAAGUCAGAUGAAGUUCUCUGUCUUUUCAUUCAAAUGGAAUUCUGUGAACAAGGGACACUGGACAACUGGAUUGAAAAGAAUAGACAAGACCGAAAGUAUCAUGAGAUGGCACAAAACAAAUUUUUACAAAUACUGGAAGGAGUGAAAUAUAUUCAUUCUGAAGGGUUAAUUCAUCGAGACCUCAAGCCUCAGAAUCUAUUCAUAUCACGUGAAGAUAAAAUAAAAAUAGGUGACUUCGGUCUUGUGACUUCUGCGGCAAAUGAGACUCUGACUGAGAACAGAGGAACAAAAUCAUAUAUGGCACCAGAACAGUUUGGGGACAGCUAUGGAAAGGAAGUAGAUAUUUAUGCACUGGGAUUAAUUUGGUUUGAAAUUCUUGCAGCGUACAGUUGCCAUGAGAAAACUAAGAUAUGGCAUGAUGUUAGAAAAGGUCAACUUCCAGAGGGCUUCACCAACCAAUUUCUAACAAAGGCACCCAUAAUCAAAAAGAUGCUUUCAAAACAGGCUUCAGCAAGAUACUCUGCAUCUGAAAUACUGAAGUUUUUUAAAUCUGCUGUUAAAACCAACUUACGUGAAACUCAUACUCAGUAAAUGCGCUUUUAAAAGGCUUUCAAGACUGUUUAAAUCCAGUUUGAUGUCUCUUCAAACUGAAAGCCAAAAGCAACUGCAAGACUUAAGACAGGUCUUUUCCUUGGUGUUUUGCCUUCCUGCCAUUGAGGAGCUCAUCAGCCAGAAGGGUCACAUCACCAUCCACGCACUUCAGCUGUGGAUCAGGACAGCGUACUUCUGCAAGCGAUCACUUGCUGUUUUUACCUGGAAACACAGGUUGUGGAUGAGCUGAACUAUACUGUACAAAAUAUUGUACAAAACCUAGUCCUUGUCUCUUAGAAUAUUAAGUUGAUGUUGAGCACAACUGGCCUGUGGCAAAUCCCUCCCUGUAUCCAUGCUCUUAAUGUGUGCUGCAAGCAUCAUCAGCUGAGGUUACCUACCGCUUUCCAUGGAAGAAGUGCCAUCUUCUGGUAUGUGACUCAAACCUUUCUGAUUUGUUCAGUGAUGUUUUCAAUAAUUACUAGACUGCUCCCACCACUACCAAGACUAAUUUUCGUGUAAGAGAUAUUAAGAAUAGGUGUGGGUUAUUCUUCACUUAAUUUCAGUUCUUUAAGGUAAACUUUCUUACCUCUACACAGCUGUUGAACACAUAGCACCUUCAGUAUGUUAAAAUACAUACUUUUAAAGUAAGCAUUUGAAUUUGCAUGUGAAACAUUCAGCUUCUAGGAAAUCUAGUUAUAGUUGUUCUAGAUUUUUGAAAACCUUAGGUUUUGAAGGGUUGGAGGUUUUUUUCUGAAAGGAACACUUAAGCUGCUCUUAAUACACCACAAUUCUUCCAGUGUCUGCAGCAGUCACCAUUUGAAAUCCUGUGCUGAGAGUGCACCAUAAACUCUCUCCCAUACUCCUAGGAUUUAAUCCAUUGUUGUAAUAUUUAAUGAGCACACUGAACACUUUUGAUGGCCUUACUUUCAGCCCCAUGAAAGGUAACAGCAGUUUACUUGUUACUCUUUCUAGUUAUAUACUUCCAAGAGUUCAGACUUGCCUGGACUGGAAGAAUUGUGUGUGGGGUGGUCGGGAGCAGGAAGAAGAAACAGGCACACUGGUGCUUCAGAUGUUUGUGCUUGAGCUGUAUCUUCUCAAACUGUUCAUUAGUGUGGAGCCCACCUAACUCCAUAAAGGAAAAAAUGAGCAGAUACUUCUAAGCAGAAAAAUAGGCACUAUGUGUAGUAAAAUACUGUACGCAUUUUCUGAAAUGUUACAUGGGGUAAAGUGGGUGCUUGGAUAAAAAGAGUAAUAUAAAUUAAUGCAUAGUGAUUUUUAUAUUCUUAUGGAAAUCAUUGCUCAUGUGCUGCAAACAUGUGUUGCUAAAUAAAAAUCUGAUUUUACA